Messenger RNA from Lentinula edodes (shiitake mushroom), 2131 nucleotides. Its product is annotated as NYN domain-containing protein. The record is from RefSeq and is a predicted model, not a curated record. The transcript has 3 exons. Gene Ontology annotation, cellular component: cytoplasm; peroxisome. NCBI's taxonomy places the organism in Eukaryota, Fungi, Basidiomycota, Agaricomycetes, Agaricales, Omphalotaceae. Gene Ontology annotation, molecular function: mRNA base-pairing post-transcriptional repressor activity; CCR4-NOT complex binding; RNA nuclease activity. Bases 257 to 2062 code for a protein of 601 amino acids. Gene Ontology annotation, biological process: post-transcriptional gene silencing.
GCCGAGUUCCACCACGUUAUGUAACGACUUUUUCACUUGAUCUCUUUCAUCCAGGACAGGACCGCUCUACGUAUCUGCUAUCAAUAUCAAGUUGAAUAUGGUCGUUUUCAGUAUACAUAAUUGGCGUAGCUCGUAUAGCAAGUCAGCUUGAACCGAACAGGCCCUGAUAAUUGCAAAUUACACGUAAUCGACAUCGUAGCUCUAUUAGUAGGCCUUCUUCUUUUCAAGUUGCUCUCUGUCGAGUCUUUUCAGUAUCAUGAAAGAGGCAGAGAUAGCUAUCUUCUGGGAUUAUGAAAAUUGUCCUGUGCCGAGCGGUGUAUCAGGCCAUGAAAUCGUCAACCGGAUCCGUACCCUUGCUCAUGAGUUUGGGAGUAUCAAAGUACUCAAAGCCUACACCCAACUCUCCGACCAAGCCAUUCAUUCUUCUCGUUCUGCUAUUUUACGAUCUGAACUGCAAUCUUCGGGUGUCAGUAUCACUGAUUGUCCACAUAACAACUACAAGAAUGUCGCGGACCAAAUGAUCAUAGUGGACAUGCUCGCAUUUGCGAUGGACAAUUCUUCCGGUUCUCUAUCGACACCCACGAUUAUGCUUAUCUCUGGGGAUAGAGAUUUCGCAUAUGCAUUGUCUGUGUUACGAUUGAGGAGAUACAAUGUUGUCGUUGUAGGACCUUCGACUGUUCAUUCAAGCCUUCGAGCCCAGGCUUCGAGUUUUUUCGAAUGGAAUGGGAAUGUUUUGGAUGGGCCUGGAAGAGACGUUGAUUCGUCGUAUUUACGAUCUAGCCAUUCCCGAAUUCGAUCUCGUUCCAGUAACGACGUUGUGAUGACAAUGACCAACUCCCCCCUAUCUCGUACGACGACACUCGUUACGCCCGCUUCGGGCGGUGGUUCUUGUUUUCUUUCAAACCUUCGAGCAUCCCACACUUUGAAAGAAGACUCGGGAUUUGAACAGGUUCCUCCUCCGGCUCUUGCUUCUACCUAUAGACCCUCCAGGAUGGGUCUUGCGGAGCCGUUCUCUGAGACUUCCUCUUGUUCCGUCCGACCCUAUAGUACUACUCGCCUUCAAGCGACAAGCAAAAGUCCACCAGGAUGUUCCGCUUUCACCGAGCAAUUGUUCGAACUCGAAGAACCAUUGUAUCAUAAUGAUGAGAGAACCACAAGGGCUGUCACAAACAUUUCGAAUGUUGCGGCUGCUUCUUGCUCGAAAAACACACAACCGUCGUAUUCAUCGUCUAUAGAUCCUUCGAUUCGCUCUGACAUCGAUACCAAUUCGUUCGCAACUCGAUUGACUCCAACGAAUGAACGACAUUCAAAAACCGAAGUCAUCGCCCCAACGCCAAGUCGAAAUCGAUCCCUGCCCCGUGCACCACUUCCACCGACGCCUAGACCUCGUAGUGCGGAUUCAUAUUUACCCAAGAAACUUAAACCAACUGACGUUACUCUCCGGACCACCAAAUUCUCUACUACUACUAUCGCGAAAUCUCCAAAAGCUCGAACCAAACCAUUGCAAACAGGUACUAUCAACAUUUCGGAUGAAAAUACCUCUGCCAUUGCUGUCGAAAGUUCUUCAACGUUGCCAAAACACGUUCUCAGUGGUGGAGUUAUGUUGUCUUCGUUUUCAACCCUUCCUCGUAGCGUCGUUGGGGUUCCCUCCGACAAGACGGCCCCCCCAGGGCCAGGAAUUUUAUCUUCUUGGACCCGUUCGCCAGCUGCUAGUGAUGCAUUCUCAGCAUCUCCACCUUCGUCUAUGCGUGCACCGCUGCCACCAUCGUCACCAUCGCCUUUUUCAACCCAAGACCCCUUCAUUCCACGUAACUUUCUUUUCCUUGUCCAGCAUCUCGAAAAACUCCGACUCAAAGGCACUCCAGCACCUUCUAGAUCUGACGUAUCAUUCGCCUUGAUGAAGAAAGAUAAGCAAACCUAUCAACGUGCGGGGUGUACCAAGUUCAAAGACUACACAAACAAAGCCGAGCAGCUUGGUUUGGUAAAACUCGGAGGUAGGGAAGGGGAAGCGUGGAUACAGUUGCAUCCUGAUUUACAGGGAAGGAUAGAGGUGAAUGAAUGAAGUCGAUUGUCUUUUUCUUGUCGUAGGAAAUUGGAAUCUCGGAGGAUACUUGUGUUCUCAGUUUCUUCA